AUGGCCUCUGACAAGCUGAUGCAACAAUUUCCUUACGGCAACACCCCUGAUCUACUGAAUCCGCCUAGUCCCAUGGAAGCUAUGCUUGACAUCUCUGAGUUCUUCGACGCUGUCGGUCUUGACUUCCAACACGGAUUCGACCUUUUUCCCUCCACAGGAUUCGCUACAGAGGAGCCGGAGGAAUCCACACCUAUCCUUAGAACGGCUUCAAGUACGAGUCGAUACCAACCAACUCCUGAAAGUCAAGACCAGGCGCUGGUCUUGAACGAGUCCCCUCCAUGGCGAAACAUUAUUCCAAUCCCAGAUGCAGAGACUGGCGAAGGCAAGCAACCGUGGAAAGUCAACGAAUCUCAGCGGAGCCAAUUCGUUCAACAUCUCAAACCAUACGCUACGGCGCUAGGAUCGUUUAGGCUCCCUUCCAGAUUGUCGUUAUCAAGAUACAUCGCUGGCUAUGUCGACGGAUACAACGAUCACCAUCCUUUCAUGCAUAUGCCAACAUUCUGCAUGAAGUACUAUCGAGACUCUCCAGAGCUGGUGUUGGCACUCUUGGCCGUCGGUGCUCAACUUCGAUAUGAGACACGCAACGCUUCUGCACUGUACCGAGCUGGAAGAGCAAUAAUCUUGCAUCGCAUGGAAUCCGGGGAGUUGGCAAAUCAGCCUGGAGGAUUAUGCGGAACAUGCAGAUCAUCAAAGCCUGUCGCUUCGACAAUGAACGAAGCCAAUUCUCCUACUGCCGCCGCACGCCUGGACACUAUGAAGGCAAUCUUAUUAUUGGCAACCUACUCUACUUGGCAAGAGGACCUCUGUCUCGUUCGGGAAUCUCUUGAAUAUCAAGGCCUCCUCGCGCGGUGUCUGCGAGAGAAUGGACUUGUAAACGACAUCUCUCACAACGACGAGGACCUGGACUGGCAAUCCUGGGCAAGAGCCGAGUCAGAUCGCAGAGCAAAGCUCGCUGUCUUCUGCUUCUUGAACCUUCAAACACUCGUCUUCAACGUUCCGCCAGUCAUCUUGGCGAACGAGAUUGACCUAUGGCUGCCAGUAACUUGUGAUGAAUGGCAGGCGCCUAGCUUCGCCUUGUGGCUUGAGGCUCGCCGCAAAAGCCCAGCACUCGUUCGUUUCCAGGAGGCUUUCGUGAACUUGGUCCAACCUCGCACGGAAGAACGUCUGGUUCUUUCGCCCUUUGGUAAUUUUGUGCUGAUACACGCAAUCUUGCAGCGCUUCAUUGUCGCAAAACAACUUUCUCUAGACCCCGCAUCCCCGGGUUAUGCUCCCGAAGAUAUCGCGAAAUUCGAGUUGUCGCUGCACCGGUGGCGCGACCAAUGGUGCAAGGCUCCCGAGUCCGUUUUAGAUGUUAGGCAUACCAAGGGAUCUCUGUCUUGGACAGCCACGUCUCUGCUCGGGCUUGCCCACGUGCGCCUACAUUUUGCUUCCAGAAGACCGCAAGAGGUUUGCUCGGGUGACCCAAAGACUAUUGCUGGAAAUGCCUGGGAUGCUCGGCCGCCGGAACGUGGGCCUCAGCUCGUCUACGCUCUACUUCAUGCAGUCCACGCAUUGAAUAUUCCUGUACAACUCGGUAUCGACUACUUGGCCAGCUGUCAGGCGUUCUUCUGGAGUCUCCAACACUGCUUCUGUUCCUUCGAGGCAGCAGUGUUUCUCAGUAAAUGGCUGUAUAUGCUCGCAGGCACCCAGGAUUCGAAAGAAUUAGACGAAAACGAACGCCAGAUUAUAAGGUGGGUAGAAUGCAUCGUCAACGAGGCCUUGGCUUCAGUCGAGGUGAUUGACGGAUAUGACCUAAGUAUCAUGGAAGAAAACACCUCGCACUCUUUAGAGACUCUUGGCAUUUUGGUCAUCAAGUUAUUCGCCAAGAUGUUUGAAAGAUGCAACAGCGCCUGGCCAAUUAUGAGGACGAUCGGUCAAAGUCUCCAGGAAUAUGCGUGUCUUCUGGAUGAACUUGGCAAGUCGCCAAAUCUCGAUGAGAGCAGAGGCAUUGACAUAAGCCCUACGACAACACGAAGUAGACAGCACAUAUAA
Molecule: messenger RNA, 2031 nt
Organism: Colletotrichum godetiae
Lineage: Eukaryota; Fungi; Ascomycota; Sordariomycetes; Glomerellales; Glomerellaceae
Product: regulatory protein
Exons: 4
Coding region: 1-2031 (676 amino acids)
Biological process (GO): regulation of transcription by RNA polymerase II; DNA-templated transcription
Cellular component (GO): chromatin
Molecular function (GO): zinc ion binding; DNA-binding transcription factor activity, RNA polymerase II-specific; RNA polymerase II cis-regulatory region sequence-specific DNA binding
Source: RefSeq, a predicted model, not a curated record